GAGUUGUGUGACAUAGGAUCUUAUAUGUUAUUUCCCCAAACUUGAAGGGGCAAACGAAAUAGAAUUUCUUUCACUAAAGAAAAUAAAUUAAAGCAGGGUGGCAAUUGACAAGAAAUUUCUGCGUACUUUGAAAAGUCAAACAUCAUCUUCUUCUUCCACUUAACUCGCCGCGCUUGCAGAACCUAUUUUACAGAUUCAUUUUCAAUAUUCUGUAUAUGGGUUUUGGUUUUGAGAAUGGAAAGUUUCUUCAGGAUGAUGCCUUUUUUCUUCUGCUUUCUACUUAUUGCAAAUGUAUCAGAACUCAAAGCUGCACAAGAAAAAUGCCUGACGAAAAGGUGCAAACACCAAACCAUCCGGUUCCCUUUCCAACUAAAAGGGCUGCAGCCAGACCACUGCGGAUAUCCAGGCUUUGAAUUAUCCUGCACAAAGGAAAAGCAGAUGGUACUGGAGCUGCCGCACAAUGUCAGCAUGGUGGUGAAGCAUAUAGAUUAUAAAGCACAGAGGAUUCAGUUAUCCGAUUCGGGAGGUUGCCUUGCGCUGCAGCUUCCUAAUCUUAAUUUAACUGCAUCUCCCUUCCAGCUUAUACAACCAUACGAGAAACCAAAAAAAUACACUGUUUUCAAUUGUUCAAGGGAAGAAAAUUGGAAUUAUCAUUAUACAAGGUACUACAAGGUUCCUUGCUUAAGCAGUCCGGAAUUUCAAGUUCUAGCUAUUCCUUCUGAUUCUAGAAGUGCCCCUAACUUGGUGAAUUGCAGCAUAACAUUGCUGAACAUUUCCAAGACAGAAGUAUAUGGAGAUAUGUUCUAUUACCACACAGGUGAUGUUGACUUGCGCUGGUCCCAACCAAACUGCAGUGAAUGUGAAGCAGUAGGCAGGAAAUGCAAAUUGAAGAUUGAUAACACGCAGGACGAAACAGAGUGUUUUGGUGCCACCAAGAAACAAAGAGAUAGGCGAAAAAUUCUAUUGGUUAUGAGCAUAAUUCUGGGCUCCUGUCUUCUUGGAUUGAUUCUCUUUGGACUUUAUCGUAUUCACCGCUCACGUAAAGCAGCAAAAGAGGCCCAGCUCAAGAUUGAAAAGUUUUUGGAGGAUUAUAGAGUGCUCAAGCCCUCAAGAUACUCUUACGCUGACAUCAAGAGAAUAACAGAUCAAUUCAAGGACAAAUUAGGAGAAGGGGCCUAUGGAACUGUUUUCAAAGGAAGGCUUUCCAAUGAUGUUUUGGUCGCAGUUAAGGUCCUCAACAAUUUCAACGCAACUGGCGAGGAGUUCAUUAACGAAGUGGGAUCAAUGUGCAGAAUCCACCAUGUCAAUGUUACUCGCUUGAUUGGAUUUUGUGCUGAUGGAAAUAAGCGGGCUCUUGUUUACGAGUACAUGCUAAAUGAGUCCCUAGAGAAGUUCAUAUUUGUAGCUAAAGAAGAAGAUCACCACCUUGGUUGGGAGAAGCUUCAAGAUAUUGCUCUGGGGAUAGCCAAAGGAAUUGAGUACUUGCAUCAUGGUUGUGACCAGCAAAUCCUUCAUUUUGAUAUCAAGCCUCACAAUAUCUUGCUAGACAAAAAUUUCAAUCCAAAGAUAUCUGAUUUUGGUCUAGCAAAACUGUGUUCUAAGGAACAAAGUGCUGUUUCCAUGACAGCAGCUAGAGGAACCAUGGGAUAUAUUGCACCUGAGGUAUUGUCUAGAAACUUCGGAAAAGUUACACAUAAAUCAGAUGUUUAUAGUUUUGGAAUGCUAUUGUUGGAAAUGGUAGGAGGGAGGAAGAAUGCUGAUGCUACAGUGGGGAGUACGAGCCAACUUUAUUUUCCGGAAUGGGUGUAUAAUUGCUUGGACAGAGGAGAAGAGCUGAGGAUUAGAAUAGAAAAUGAAGGGCAUGCCAAGAUAGCAAGAAAACUUACCAUUGUCGGACUCUGGUGCAUUCAGUGGUGUCCAGCAGACCGUCCAUCAAUGAAAGCUGCGAUUCACAUGUUAGAAGGAGAAGUAGACAGUUUGACAGUGCCGCCAAAUCCCUUCGGCCAUGCAGAUGCAGUGCAGAUGAGUGCCAACAUACCUAGGAAACCAAAUAACAGAGAACUACCAGUUAUCUUUGAAUUGGAAUAAAAUACUUUUACGUAUUCAAAUUCAACACAACUAUUGUCCUCUAAAUAAUUGGACUAUAUAAUGUAAACCAAGUAGUUAUUUUCCACUUUUCCUAUCCCUUCAUCCAUAUCAAAGUAAAGAUGUAACCUCGAGUCCUGAAAGUUUUAUAGAAUCAUUAAAAAGACUUGUAUCAACUGAACCAGCUAUCAUGCAAAUACAGAAUGUUUUUACAGGGAAGGAUUUUUCUUCUUUAUUUUUUUGAUUUUUUUAUCUGUAUUCCAGUAGAUCAACAUUUUCC
Molecule: messenger RNA, 2365 nt
Organism: Rubroshorea leprosula
Lineage: Eukaryota; Viridiplantae; Streptophyta; Magnoliopsida; Malvales; Dipterocarpaceae
Source: the annotation of a GenBank genome assembly